GUCAUAUCAGAUCAAAUACUUCCUGAAUGGGUCGAAUUUAAGAACUUUCUUUAGCUGACUCCGACAGUUGUAGAAGUUCAGUUUCCCGAAUUUUUCGAUUACAAGUUUACAACAAUCUUGCAACGGUUUCGGACUUACACGGAUUUCUGUUGAUGAUUUUAAGUUUCUUUGGUAAAAGGUGAUGUUUAUUAAUCCUUCAUUUCCCAGGCAGUUUCUGGUUUAGCAACGUUUUGGGAAAGACGUACUAGUAAAGUGAUUCAGAAUUCUAGAAUAGGGGUUCAUUACGCGCGCUAGGUUACAAGUUCUUUCGUUCAAUGUGGAGAACGGCGGUCUUUCCAAUAAUUUGCGCCACUUUCGCUCUUUUUGCUUUCGCUGCGGAAAAGGAAGACAGAAAAGAUGCGAAAAAUGUCGCCACAGUGAUUGGCAUUGAUCUUGGAACAACGUAUUCGUGCGUUGGAGUUUUCAGAAAUGGCAGCGUGGAAAUCAUCGCCAACGAUCAAGGAAACCGUAUUACUCCCUCGUAUGUGGCAUUCACCCCCGAAGGCGAGCGACUCGUGGGUGACGCCGCGAAGAACCAGCUGACGUCCAACCCGGAGAACACCGUCUUCGACGUGAAGCGUCUGAUUGGUCGGGAAUGGUCGGAUCCCUCCGUGCAGGCCGACAUCCAGCACUAUCCCUUCAAAGUUGUCAACCGCAACGGAAAACCUCACGUGGAAGUGUCCGUAGCUGGCAGUAAGAGGAUCUUCACUCCCGAAGAGAUCAGCGCCAUGGUGCUGGGCAAGAUGAAGGAGACCGCGGAGGCCUACCUCGGCCAUCCCGUGACCCAUGCCGUCAUCACUGUGCCGGCCUACUUUAACGAUGCGCAGCGUGCGGCCACUAAAGAUGCGGGCACCAUCAGUGGACUUAAUGUGAUGCGCAUUAUUAACGAGCCCACCGCCGCAGCCAUUGCCUACGGUCUGGAUAAGAAGGGGGAAAAGAACGUUCUAGUGUUUGAUCUGGGCGGUGGCACCUUCGACGUGUCGCUUUUGACCAUUGAUAACGGGGUAUUUGAAGUCCUGGCAACCAACGGGGACACUCACUUGGGUGGUGAAGAUUUCGACCGGCGGGUUAUGGAGCAUAUCGUCCAACUGUUCAAGAAGAAGCACGACAAGGACCUCCACAAAGACCAGCGUGCUGUUCAGAAGCUGCGUCGUGAAGUAGAAAAAGCCAAGCGUGCGCUCAGUAGCCGGCACCAGACCCGCAUUGGAAUUGAAUCACUCGUCGAUGGUAUUGAUUUCACUGGGACUCUGACUCGCGCUAAAUUUGAAGAACUGAACAUGGAUCUUUUCCGAUCCACCAUGAAACGAGUGCAGAAAGUUUUGGAGGAUGCCCACAUGAGAAAGGCGGACAUUCAAGAGAUCGUCCUUGUCGGUGGAAGUACCCGUAUUCCCAUGGUCCAGCAGCUGGUCAAGGAUUUCUUCGACGGCAAAGAGCCAUCCCGCGACGUCAAUCGCGAUGAAGCUGUCGCCUAUGGUGCCGCCGUGCAGGCUGGAAGGUUGGGUGGUGAGAAAACAGUCGGGGAAAUUCUGGUCAUGGAUGUCAACCCCUUAACUCUGGGUAUCGAGGCCGUCGCUGGUGUUAUGACCAAACUGAUCCGCCGUAACACCGUUCUUCCUACGAAGAAGUCCAUGAUUUUCAGUACCGCCGCUGACAACCAGUCCACCGUCAGUUUUCAGUUGUUCGAAGGAGAAGGUCGUAUGACCAAGUACGACCAUCCGCUGGGCAAGAUCAGUCUUUCCGGUAUACCUCCUGCAUCUCGUGGUGCACCCCAGAUUGAAGUGACCUUCCGAAUCGAUGCCAGCGGUAUUCUUCACGUAUCUGUUGAGGGCGCCGGCAACAAACAGAAUAUCACCAUCACCAACGAACAGAACCGCCUGAAUCCGGAAGAUAUGGAGGAGGAGUCUGAACAGUUUAAUGAGGGUGAUAGGUUGGCAAAAAAACGCGGUGUAGCUGGCUGACAGAAUUAUGUUUUGAAGGCUGUUUUUAUCGUUCAUUGAAGGCUGCUUUUAUCGUAUUACCUGCCACGAGCAAAAAAAUGGAAGUACUUUACACUGAGUUUGUACCUACCACCUUGCUGUCGGCACACUUCUGAAGACGCAUGAAAUAUUGGUAUAUGAAAUAGCAUGAUCCAGGCCCGUAGCGAGACUCCACUGCAAUUUUCAAACUAUACCGUCCCCCCACAGUUUUCAUCGGCAAGAUGCAACGUAGAUCCGGAAGUCCUGCGUGACGUUUAUUCUUCCACUAUACCGGCACGAACGUUUUUCAUAUCUGCUCCCGAGUGAUGUUGCGCCUUUUAAACCGUAAAAUUUUUCGACGGCAUCUGUAGAUGUCGUGAGCUUAUUUUCUGGCUUUCGGUAUGCUUGCAUCAUAUGCGGCAGGCAAAAUGCAA
Molecule: messenger RNA, 2428 nt
Organism: Paramacrobiotus metropolitanus
Lineage: Eukaryota; Metazoa; Tardigrada; Eutardigrada; Parachela; Macrobiotidae
Product: endoplasmic reticulum chaperone BiP-like
Biological process (GO): protein refolding; endoplasmic reticulum unfolded protein response; cellular response to unfolded protein
Cellular component (GO): membrane; endoplasmic reticulum chaperone complex; nucleus
Molecular function (GO): ATP-dependent protein folding chaperone; heat shock protein binding; misfolded protein binding
Source: RefSeq, a predicted model, not a curated record